Molecule: messenger RNA, 1633 nt
Organism: Empidonax traillii (willow flycatcher)
Lineage: Eukaryota; Metazoa; Chordata; Aves; Passeriformes; Tyrannidae
Gene: PTPRE
Product: protein tyrosine phosphatase, receptor type E
Exons: 16
Biological process (GO): protein dephosphorylation
Molecular function (GO): protein tyrosine phosphatase activity
Source: RefSeq, a predicted model, not a curated record
CUGCAGCUCCUGAAUCUCCUGUCCAGGAUGGAACAUUCCUGCUCGCUCCUGCUGCUCUGUGCUAGUUUUCUGUUUGCACGAGCUCUGCCACCCAAUGGAACUGAAUUUCCAAAAACGACCACAACAACCAAUUCCACCGAAGAGAACAACUUGCACAAGGACCUGCUCACUUCUCUGCUGAUUCUGGGCCUGGUUGUCAUCAUCUUCCUGGUGCUGGUUGGGUAUUUUUUCAGGUUCAGGAGACACAGGAAAGCUGUCGUGACCUCCGGGGACAAAAAGAUGCCGAACGGGAUCCUGGAAGAGCAAGAACAGCAACGGGUCAUGUUGCUCAGCAGGUCUCCCUCCGGCCCAAAGAAGUAUUUUCCUAUUCCGGUGGAAAAUCUGGAGGAGGAAAUCCGGAUACGCUCAGCAGACGAAGGGAAGCUCUUCCGGGAGGAGUUUAAUUCAUUAACAUCUGGAUAUGUGCAGGGAACAUUUGAAAUGGCAAACAAGGAAGAAAACAGGGAGAAGAACAGAUAUCCCAACAUCCUGCCAUAUGAUCAUUCCAGAGUGAUUUUGACCCAAAUUGAUGGAGUCCCAUCUUCAGACUACAUUAAUGCAUCAUACAUAGAUGGUUAUAAAGAAAAGAAUAAAUUCAUAGCAGCACAAGGACCGAAGCAAGAAACAGUCAAUGACUUCUGGAGGAUGAUAUGGGAGCAGAAGUCAGCCAUUAUUGUCAUGUUAACCAACCUGAAAGAAAGAAAAGAGGAAAAAUGUUACCAGUAUUGGCCUGACCAGGGGUGCUGGACUUAUGGAAACAUCCGUGUGUCCGUGGAGGAUUGUAUAGUGCUGGUGGACUACACCAUCCGCAAGUUCUGCGUGCAGUCGCUUCAUGAUGGUUGUAAAGCUCCAAGGCUCGUCACACAGCUUCACUUCACCAGCUGGCCAGAUUUUGGGGUGCCUUUCACACCUAUUGGGAUGCUGAAAUUCCUGAAAAAAGUCAAAGCAUUGAAUCCUGCCCAUGCUGGACCAAUUGUGGUUCACUGUAGCGCUGGCGUGGGCCGCACGGGCACCUUCAUUGUCAUCGACGCCAUCAUCGACAUGAUGCACGCGGAGCACAAGGUGGACGUGUUCGAGUUUGUGUCCAGGAUCCGCAAUCAGCGGCCACAGAUGGUCCAGACUGACAUGCAAUACUCCUUCAUUUAUCAAGCCUUACUCGAGUACUACCUCUAUGGGGACACCGAGCUCGACGUGUCAUCCCUAGAAAAACACCUCCAGACAUCCCACAAUGCUGCCCCAAACCUGGUCAAACUGGGGCUGGAAGAAGAAUUCAAAAAGUUAACAAACGUUCGGAUCAUGAAGGAGAACAUGAGAACUGGGAAUCUUCCAGCAAAUAUGAAGAAAGCAAGAGUCAUCCAGAUCAUCCCGUAUGAUUUUAACAGAGUGAUUCUCUCAAUGAAAAGAGGGCAAGAAUAUACAGACUACAUCAAUGCUUCCUUCAUAGAUGGCUAUCGCCAGAAGGAUUAUUUCAUUGCCACCCAGGGCCCUCUUCCACACACAGUGGAGGAUUUCUGGAGGAUGGUGUGGGAGUGGAAGUGCCACACCAUCGUGAUGCUCACAGAGGUCCAGGAGAGGGAGCAGGUACGUGUGUCCC